AUGACCACGCGAACGCCCUCGUCCGAAUCGCAGACGCAGUCCGCCGAAGAGAUUCGCACGUUGCGCGUCCCGUGGGUCGUGGUAGUUUGUAUUGGUUCGUUGUGGUCGGUUCACGACGACCCGAUCGGCCACAGGAUGUGGGGGUUGGGUAGUAAGCCUCAACCAGGACCGGAUUUAGAGGAGGGCAACCGAGGCUACAGCCCCAGGGUCUGCACAAAAGAGAGGCCCCCACAA
Molecule: messenger RNA, 234 nt
Organism: Iphiclides podalirius (scarce swallowtail)
Lineage: Eukaryota; Metazoa; Arthropoda; Insecta; Lepidoptera; Papilionidae
Source: the annotation of a GenBank genome assembly